AUCAUCUCUUCUUUAAGAUCGCAUUGAUAAUAGCUUCAAUCUUAUCUCUGUCCAACACUUCAUAAUUUGCGAUAGACUGGUCACUCCAUUUUAUUAUUCAUUCUUUCAUUCUGUUUAUUUUCAGUAACAAGCCAUGUCAAGAGCAGUGUCCAGACGAGGUCGGAUGAGACCCGAUGAUGAGCAUCGACUCCAGGUCAACCUGCUCUACGUGGAGCGGGAAGUGGACGGAGCAGACCUAGCACCUGCUCUUUUUGCGGCAAAGAUUUUGGACCUGAACGACAAGGAUGAAGUGAUGAACGGCCCCACACCACUCCUGCGCACGCGUCGUCUGAUUGGCCUUCUUAUGCAGAGAGGUGAAGCAGCGUUUGGGGAGUUCCUGCAGUGUCUGGACGACAACGGAUAUGACCACGUCGCUUUCCGUAUCAGAAACACGUCGGGAACAAGCACAGACACAAGCACUGCCAGCAACACCAACACUACUGCUAGUGCCACCAAUAAUUCUGCAUUAGACAGAGGCGUUAAGAAUAGCGCUUUGCCAAGAAGCCGUUCGUCAGCAAGUGUUUCAUCAAACGCAGAAAACACAAACAGUAACAGUAACGACGAUAUCAGCUCCAAGGCACUGGGCCGCGAUCCGCUUGUUACCAACAUAGCUGUGGGCGCAUCCGCUCCUACUGAGAUGGAGUUCAGAUCCCGGCGCUUAAUGCACACGUCUACAGGAUUCGUAACAGUUGAAGAGUCAAGGAGAAUACUGGAGGUGGGUGGAAAAUCUUCCUGUCACAGUCUUCCGGAUCUUGUUCGGAGCACAACUGUCCCCGACAACGUGUUUCUGACCUCCUCUCUGGACGGGAGAGACCUCCCCAGGACUGGGUUUGUUGCUGACCCUCUCAAUAAAGCUUUCCAGACCACAGUAGUCGAGGAAGAGCCGGAACGGCAGCCGAUUACUAGUAACCGGAGGAGAGACACAAGAGCCAGCAUGGCGUCACGAGAUGGUGAUGAUGACUCGGCAUCGGUCCAACGCAGUAAUCGUAGUAGUUUGACGGAAGAAGACAGGCGAGGCAAAUCUCUGGACGAUCGUCUAAAGAAGAUCGAAGAAUCCUGGUUUAUUCUGAGUCGUCGUGUCACCCGAGUGGAAGAUAGGUCCAAGACCUGACCCUAGAGAACGAACGCAAAGCACAGAUCAUCAACGCUUUGACAGAGGAAGUGGAGGAGAAAAAAGCACGGCUGCAAGAAGCCCAGACAAGAAUAGAGGCCCUUGAGAGGCGGAUUGAUACCCUGGAGACUCAGAAAGUUCGGUCGGAGGAGGACAUGAAGGCAUUGCGUCGUCGGAUGGAAGAGCAGGAGGAACAUUCUGCAGAACAGAGCAGUCACUUCCGCAAUGAGGCUGUGCACCUGCGCAAUCAAGUACUUGAACAGGAGAAACAGCUAAAGCUGCAAGAAGCCAAGAUGGCGGAAAUGCAUGAUGAGCAUUACAAGAGAUUUGAGGAGCAGCAGGAUGAGCUCCUCAACCAGCGGCUCCAGAUGGCCGACCAGAUGCAGCAACUGAGCAUACUGGCGCAGACUGUCCACAACAUGGCGCAGACCGGGAGCGUCGGCCAACGAGGCCCUGCCACACAACAUGGGCCAGCCUCCUCUAACCAACUGAACUUUUGUGUGAGCGGCAACACAUUAGCCUCGUCCACGACAAAUCUAGGGGCUAACGGCGUUAAUGCACACCAUACGUCUGCUCGCAGCGUCAAGCGGUCUGCACCCCCGCCCAUCUACAGGAGUUUCCGGCGGAAGUAAAGAGAGCAAACUAGCGUCAUGAGUUAUGGGCCUCACUGGGUUCCACUGAAGGUGACGAACUAUGGGUCCCCUAGGGUUUCACUUAACAAAUUAUGUGACGAAUAGUGCUGACUUCAUUGAUCAAGGUUUGCUCUUGAAUUUACGAGAAUGAAAAUGGAAUUACAAGUGAUCAAUUAAUUUAUUGUUUCUAAAAUCUCUUCAUGUCCUAUAAAUAUCCAAACAAACUGUACGGUGACAAGCCAAUCAUACAUGUCUACAUCUGUCAGUUUGUCUAUUGCUUUUCACCAAAAGAGAAUCUAUUACUACGAGUUCAUUAUUUUUUGAGAAUGCAAAUGUGCAAGAAAUGCAUUUGCAUGUCUGUACAUUAUGUAUAUAUUUUUAUGUUUAUUUGCACCUUGACAUUGCUUCGUUUGAUGGCUAUUAAACUGAUUUAGCACAGAAAAGUUAAAUAAUAACUUAGUCUUAAAUUUGUUCUGUGUUGUGUGACAGUAUCAUGGAUCUUAUUCUUGAUUUUCAAGCUUUAAAGUCCGUGAAAUUUGUGUAUCCCUGGUUUGUGGUUUUCCAUAGGGGCUUUUUGCUCAUAUCUUUCCAACAACGUGGAUUCCUCUAAGCACUAUAUGUCUGUGUCAGAUUAUACGAUAAGAUAAUAUAACAUAACGUUUUAUCGAUCCUUACAAAAA
Messenger RNA from Aplysia californica (California sea hare), 2462 nucleotides. RefSeq names its product probable E3 ubiquitin-protein ligase bre1. Gene Ontology annotation, biological process: regulation of apoptotic process. NCBI's taxonomy places the organism in Eukaryota, Metazoa, Mollusca, Gastropoda, Aplysiida, Aplysiidae. The record is from RefSeq and is a predicted model, not a curated record.